This is a messenger RNA of Melitaea cinxia (Glanville fritillary), 1079 nucleotides long. Its product is annotated as mitochondrial mRNA pseudouridine synthase Trub2. Gene Ontology annotation, molecular function: RNA binding; pseudouridine synthase activity. The coding region runs from base 96 to 1016 and encodes 306 amino acids. Gene Ontology annotation, biological process: pseudouridine synthesis; RNA processing. Lineage: Eukaryota; Metazoa; Arthropoda; Insecta; Lepidoptera; Nymphalidae. The transcript is spliced from 5 exons. The record is from RefSeq and is a predicted model, not a curated record.
GAGCAAGACAGCCGGAGAGCCGGAUUGUAAUUGGAUUGAAAAGGAAGAUAGCCGAUAUUUGUUUUGUUUUUUAUUGAUAGAAAGCAUGCGUAACAAUGGUAAAAAUUAAAAAUGCGGCGCUUGCUUACAAAACCUUAAAUGGACUAAUUUGCGUUUAUAAACCUUCUUGUGUUUCUGUGCGUCAAGUACAACAUACAAUAUUAACUAACCUGUGCAAAGACCUGAAUGAACUACCAGAUAGGCCUCUUGAAAAAAGAGUCGAAAUAGUCGGUGCUACGAACUCUCCUAUGGAAGUGAAGCUACUUCCGAACUAUGCUGACGACCCAUUAGCUUGUGGUCCUCGAUAUAUACAAAAAGAUUUUAGAUGCAGCUGGGCGACGCAUUUAGGCCUCUUUAGUAGUGGAAUAUUACUGUUAGGCAUCAAUGAUGGCACUAAGCUUACUUAUCAUAUAAAUACAGCAAGACUCACAAGAGCCUUCAAAGUGCAUGGUCAACUCGGAAAAGCAACAGACACAUACUUCUGGAACGGUCGGACUAUGGAGAGAUCAACGUUUGGUCAUGUGACGAGGGAUAAGAUAGAUAGAAUAGUUGCACAUAUGCAGGCCGCCCACCAGAAGUCUAUGUAUGAGGUAUCGGGUCUACACAUUGAUUCUCAAACGACAUAUGAUUUAGCAUCGCAAGGUCUUAUCAGACCUUCAAAUAACAAACUACCUGUUGUGUAUGGGAUUAAAUGUGUCCACUUCGACCCUCCUAAUUUUACUUUAGAGGUGCAAUCUGUAAAUGAAUAUGACAAAUAUCUUUGGACACUGAUCCAUGAUUUAGGAGUGCAAUUAAAGUCAACAGCUCAUUGUACUGGAGUUCAGUGCAUAAGGCACGGAAAAUUUGACCUUCAGUUAGCUCUUUUACGAAAACACUGGAAGCUAGAAUACAUAAUAGACAACAUGGAUCAGUGUCGCCAGCUUCUUGAAGAAAAUGAAAAUUUGUUACGACCGAAAACAGCAAAAUUAAUAGCUUAAAGUUUUAUUUGUAUAUAAUAUGUAAAUUAUGAUUAGGUAGGCAUUAAAAAUAUUUUUAAAUUC